Branchiostoma belcheri (Belcher's lancelet) is the source of this 1396-nucleotide messenger RNA. Its product is annotated as tetraspanin-8-like. The transcript has 8 exons. Lineage: Eukaryota; Metazoa; Chordata; Leptocardii; Amphioxiformes; Branchiostomatidae. The coding region runs from base 168 to 809 and encodes 213 amino acids. The record is from RefSeq and is a predicted model, not a curated record. Gene Ontology annotation, cellular component: membrane.
ACAGGAACUUUAGCACCAUGCCAAGGACGAAGAGAGCCACACCCAUGGCCUGAAGUCCGACAGAGACUGAGCAAGGUUUAGUCCAAAAUGGCGGAUGGAGGUUGUGCAACUGCAGCAAGGUUCUGCUGUUCAUUUUCAACGUCUGGUUCUUCUUGGCAGGUCUGGGUAUGUUAGGUGUGGGUGUGUGGGGGUUAGUGGACCCGUCCUUACGGAACCUGGUCCUACUGGACCUCGGCUACUUCAACUCCGUGGCCAUCAUGUCUACUGUGGCCGGAAGCCUCAUUCUCAUCGUCUCCUUCCUGGGCUGCUGCGGGGCCGUCAAGGAGAAUAAGUGUAUGCUGAUCACGUUUGCUGUGUGCCAGUUCAUCAUCUUUGGUCUGAUGCUCUCUGCCGGGAUCGUCGGACUUGUUUACAAGGAUAGGGUUGUGGACGAGCUGUCUUCUGUCAUGGCUACUGUCGUCGACGGCUCCGAAAACUUUGAGGACAGGUCCUCUGAGUUCCAGACCUCCAUGAAGAACCUGCAGACAAUCUUUAAAUGUUGCGGCUACAGCAGCUACAACAACUGGCAAAACCCAGGAUCUGUGACGUCAUGUGACUGUAGCGGCGAGACGGACACCGCCACAUACUGCGACGCUACUACGCCUGCGUACUACAGGUCUUGUGAGAGCCUGUUCACCAGUUACCUGUCCUGGGGCGUGCAGACGGCUGCUAUUGUUGUCAUGUGUCUCUCCAGCAUCCCGCUGAUCGGGUUCUUCAUGACGCUAUGCCUGGUCAAAGGUAUCGGUGAAAAUGACGUCGGUCCUGUGUAACCAUAGCGACGGUUACCAUGGAUACAUCAGACAACAGUCGGCCGAUACCAACUUGAUAACCUUCAAAGUCAUCAAUGAGAGAGAUUUUGUCUUCUAUUGUCUUUUGUUGCUGUUUUUUGUUUGACUUAGUUUAUAGAUGUUUCUGUUCUACAAUGUUUGGAGUUCAGGCGUAACUUUUGCGAUUGCCGUGACUGAAAUUUGCAACGUUUUUAAUCUAAUGCAAUAUGUUCAUCAGAAUUAUGUUUUGUUGUACAAAAAAAACUGUUUCAAAAACUUUGCCGUGAUAUCUAACGUGAGAUAAUGCCAAGCGUAGAUUCAUGUAGCCGUGUGUGCAAAAGUUUCACCUCAAGUUCAUUCAGCCUACAGUACGCUGAAAAAUAUUGUGUAACUUAAUUGUGUAAAUAGAACACGUCAAAUCAUGACAUAUUGUCUUUAUUAUAUGCCAGUGAAAUGUAUAUUGUCUGUAUUACGAUAGCUGUGGGCGAUGCUCUAUCAAUGCAAUGUGUCUAUGUAAUGUGUAUAUUGGACCUUAUGAUGAUUGUCGCUUUUAUGAUAUUGUCACUUUUAUAAUAUGGCGAAUAAAUAAA